Molecule: messenger RNA, 3450 nt
Organism: Aspergillus ochraceoroseus IBT 24754
Lineage: Eukaryota; Fungi; Ascomycota; Eurotiomycetes; Eurotiales; Aspergillaceae
Product: putative 1-phosphatidylinositol-4,5-bisphosphate phosphodiesterase Plc1
Exons: 1
Coding region: 1-3450 (1149 amino acids)
Biological process (GO): lipid metabolic process; phosphatidylinositol-mediated signaling
Molecular function (GO): calcium ion binding; phosphatidylinositol-4,5-bisphosphate phospholipase C activity
Source: RefSeq, a predicted model, not a curated record
AUGACUUAUGCAGCUACUUCGUCGUCUCCCGCCGUAAAUGGCGACACCCAACCGAGUUUAAAACUUACCACCUCGCGCUCCAAACCCCCCAAGCAACAUCAUGUUCUUGCUCCAUCGUCGGUUCCUCCUGCCUUGGCUCCCACCUAUGUUUCCUCCUUUACAAAUACCCCUAAUUCCUUACGCCCUCUCUACCACCCGUCGAAUGAUUCCAGUCCCUCGGGGACUCCUUUUCUACACGCCGCCGACUCUCUUCGAAGUCGAAUCACUCCACUUCCUCUCAUCCCUCCUACCUCCUUCGAGCUGGGAGAAAGCGCCAUGGCUGUUCCUGCAACCACUGGUACCUCCGCUUCUGGAGACUCGCCCACCCAGAACUCAAACAAAGGGCCCGGGCUGAUGCGUAGGAUCUCCCGAGGCGCAGCGAGUAAACUAACAAGACGACGACAGUCAACCUCACAUAAUGCCAAACGUGACCGCAGCUCCGGUCCCGUUAUCAUGCGCAGGCGCAGUGAUAGCAAGACUGGAACUCAGAAUGGCCGAGAUAGUGCUCUUGAAUCCAGCUACGAGGAAGAUAGCAAUGAUGCUCUAGAUUCCCUGGGUGCCUGGUGCGGCCCAGAGGGCACUAACUUUCCAGGUGAUAGUGUUGCAGCUGUUUCCCGGAAUGCUGGGGCCGUCGCACCUACAGUUGAUUCCAUCAUCCAGCGUGGUACUAUCCUAACCAAAGUAACGAAGAAACGAAGAAAGCAAGUACGCUUUCUUCUCGACCUUGACGCGGGUAAGGUCUUUUGGGAUCCAUCGAACCCAACUAAACGGUUUUAUAUCGAUGAUAUUAAGGAGAUUCGCGUUGGCGCGGAUGCGCGAAACUACCGCGAGGAACACCAGGUUCCUCAGGACGCUGAAAGUCGAUGGUUCACAAUCGUCAUUGCAGAUCCCGAGCGCUCCAAGGGUCGCCCUGUCAAGACAAUUCAUCUCAUUGCCCCGAAUGAUCAUAUCUUGGAAGUCUGGACCAUGACCCUUGAGCACAUUUCACGAUAUCGGAUAGGGCUUAUGGCUGGCCUGGCUGUUUCUAGCCAGAAUGAAGCGGCGCUGAAAGCCCACUGGCAACGUGAAAUGGCCCGAUUAUUUCCCAAGGGGAUGAAGCCAGGAGACACUGAGACUCUUGAUUUUGCAGCAGUUGAAAGUGUGUGCCACAGCCUGCAUAUCAACUGCUCUCAGAAUAUGCUUCGCGCUCAAUUCACCAAGGCUGACUGUGGCAACAAAGGAAAAUUGAACUUUACCGAGUUCAAAGACUUUGUCACAAGACUGAAAGAGCGAAGGGAUGUGCGGGAUAUUUUCAAGAAUAACACUCGUGAUUACCGUGAAGGCCUCACAGAGGAGGAGUUCUUGGCUUUCCUUCGCGAUGUGCAAAACGAGGAUGUUGACUCUGACCGUGCGUAUUGGAUUUCGAGUUUCGAUAAGUUUAUUAGAAAGUCGAGAUCGCGCGCUCCAAGCCUUCCCGAGUCUUCUGUUGAAGCACCGCCUCGUCGGAUGAAUCUAGAUGCCUUUUCCUCAUUUCUGGCCUCCGCUUGUAACGGGAUUUACGCCUCUCGCCCUCCCCAGUCGAGAUUCGAUCGACCGUUGAAUGAAUAUUUUGUCUCGAGUUCGCACAAUACUUACCUUCUUGGACGACAGGUUGCUGGUGCGUCAAGCACAGAGGCGUACAUUACUGCGCUGUCCCAGGGAUGUCGGUGUAUCGAAAUUGAUUGCUGGGAUGGUGCAGAUGGUAGACCUAUCGUAUCGCACGGAAGGACUAUGACCACAAGCGUUUUGUUUGCCGACUGUAUCACCGUGAUUAACCGAUACGCCUUCGUCACCAGCGACUUUCCCUUGAUCAUAUCUCUGGAAGUGCACUGUAACCCCGAGCAGCAGCUAGCAAUGGUAAAAAUAAUGAAGGACUCCUUCGGAGACCAGCUUAUUCUAGAGCCCCUUUUGACCAACUCAUUCAUUCUCCCAUCGCCUGAGGAACUCAAGCAUCGCAUUCUGAUUAAGGUGAAGACUUGUGAUGAGGUGCAGGGAAAUGCGCGCCAGGACUCGAACAGCUCCUUUCUCCCAACUGGCCGAAAGCGCAGCUCAAGCUCCCCGUUUAUGCGCCCUACGAUACCCGAUACUCUGGCUGUUCCAUACCUCCCUCCGCUCUCAAGUCCGCCAACCGUUGGGCCGGACGGCCCUGGGCCGUUUUUGGCAGCGGAGAGAAGAUCCCUUACCACCACGAGUAUGAGUAGUGCCACGGAGGACAGCGACGGUGCACCUGUGUCAGUCAAGAAGGAAAGGAAAAAGCGCCAGAAGAGCAAAAUCACUAAACCCUUAUCAGACUUGGGGGUUUACACACGUGGCUAUAAGUGGCACAGCUUCCUCUCUCCUGAAAGCCAAACAUUUAACCACGUGUAUUCCUUUGCGGAACGGUCUUUCGAAAGCAUCUGCCGGGAUUCCAAUAACAAGGCUCUCCUCGAGAAACACAACCGAAAAUGCCUGACACGGGUGUACCCUUCGGCCUUCCGUCUUCGAUCAUCCAACUUUGAUCCCUUGAAGUUUUGGCGGCGCGGGGUGCAAAUGGCCGCGUUAAACUGGCAGACUUACGACGUCGGAAUGCAGAUGAAUCAGGCCAUGUUUGCUGCGGGGAGUGAUCGCACUGGCUAUAUUCUCAAACCGGAGUCUCUUCGCACUGCCCCAUCAGACGGAGAUCUGAAGGCACUGGAACGGAAGCUUGUUCGAUUCUCUGUGGAUGUCAUCUCUGCCCAGCAACUCCCGCGACCUCGAAGCAUCCCGCCUGAUGGUAGUAUCAACCCGUAUGUGGAGAUCGAGAUGUUCAGCGCGGACGAUCGCGGCCAGAGCUUUGUCUUCGGCGAAGGCGGUAUGAACGCUUCCGCCCGAAAUGGCAUGUCCGGCAUUGGUUACCCACACCGCCGACGUACGAGAAUCGAGCAAAGAAACGGAUACAGCCCGAAUUUCAACGAUAGUUUCCGCCUGUCGCUGGAGACUAAAUAUCCCGACCUGGUCUUUGUUCGGUGGACUGUAUGGAGCUCAAUGGAUGGUCGAAGCACGGGGAAUAACAGCAGUGUCCAAUUGGCCACCUUCACCGCUAAGCUGACAAGUCUUUCACAAGGCUACCGUUACUUACCCUUGUACGAUGGGAGCGGUGACCAGUACUUGUUCUCGACGUUGUUCUGCAAAAUCACCAAGGAAGAUCCUAUCUCUGUCCGCCGACUCGGUGCUGAAGAGCUUAGGGCUGAACGAAUGGGCAUCCUACGUCAAAUCGGCCAGACAGUUUUCAAGCGCACUUCAUCGACCGAAAGAGACAGAGAUACUCAGUCGGACAGGGGAAUCGAUACACCAAUAUCUCCAGAGGACAAAGAUGCUUCUCCAGCUUUGACACCAACGGUUUCUACAACCUCCACUGCAUCUCUGCUGUCGUGA